AUGUGUUCUCAGAUCGAUCUCGUGACGCCCGAAGAAAAGGAGCGAGUGAAGAAGAGCAUCCGCGCCAUCAACAGGUACUGCGACAUGAUUGAUUGCCAGAACUCGCGCGUGCCUCUGAAUGAGAUAUUGGGCCUGAAGGCGUUCGACCUGGGCCGCGUCAUGGAGAUGGACCCCGAGUUUAUGGACGUCGAUGCUGAGCACAUGCAUGACGUCAGCGUGUCCAGCGUGGGCAUCUUGUUGGAGGGCAACGUCGACAUGAAGAAACUCAACAAAUGGUUGAGCACGCUUCUGAGAGAGAAGGGUACGGUUAUCUUCCGGUCCAAGGGGCUUCUAUCCGUUGCGGGGACGGACGAGAAGUUCGUGUUCCAGGGCGUCCACAUGCUGAUGGGCAUGACGUCAUCCGCGAACGGCGUCGGGAAGGCGUGGCAGCCGGGCGAGACACGUGUCAACCGGCUGUGCUUCAUCGGGCGCAACCUGGACAGAGAGGAGCUGAACAAGAGCUUCUAG
This is a messenger RNA of Klebsormidium nitens, 507 nucleotides long. Lineage: Eukaryota; Viridiplantae; Streptophyta; Klebsormidiophyceae; Klebsormidiales; Klebsormidiaceae. The record is from the annotation of a GenBank genome assembly.